Lotus japonicus is the source of this 2030-nucleotide messenger RNA. RefSeq names its product probable pectinesterase/pectinesterase inhibitor 12. The transcript has 2 exons. Bases 212 to 1780 code for a protein of 522 amino acids. Lineage: Eukaryota; Viridiplantae; Streptophyta; Magnoliopsida; Fabales; Fabaceae. The record is from RefSeq and is a predicted model, not a curated record. Gene Ontology annotation, biological process: cell wall modification. Gene Ontology annotation, molecular function: pectinesterase activity; pectinesterase inhibitor activity.
UUAUGAUCAAGAGGGGAGAAAAUGAAGCAAUAUAAUGGAAACCAAUCUUCAAACCCGCUUAAUGGUUUGGUCACGGGUUGCCAUUCUUCAUAAUUCACUUUCUCAAUUAUAUAUACAUCCACCAACUAUUCAGCAAUUGACAUGGUACUUGAUUUGCAGCAUGCAAGUUGUUCACACUUCACAGUCAGAACAGUGAAUAAUUUAACAUUACAUGGAUUCCUCAUCUCAAAAGCACUUCCUCUUUCUGCUUGUUCUUGCAAUCUUCUUCUCACACACUUGUUCUGUCCACUCCAUUAAUGCUUCCACAACAACAUUCCAUUCCUUAAGAUCUUUCUGCAGAACCACUCCAUACCCAGAAGUUUGCUUCAAUUCAUUGAAGCUCUCCAUAUCAAUAAACAUAAGUCCAAACAUCAUCACCUACCUCCUUCACUCCCUCCAAACAGCAAUAUCUGAAGCCACCAAGCUCUCAAAUCUAUUCCAAAAUGCUGGACACCCAAACAUCAUAGAGAAACAAAGAGGAGCAGUCCAAGACUGCAAGGAACUCCACCAGUCCACCUUGUCUUCUCUGAAAAGAUCAUUAACUGGGAUUGAUCAUCAAUCCCCCAAUUCAAAGAACCUUGUUGAUGCAAGAUCCUACCUCAGUGCAGCCCUCACCAACAAGAACACAUGUCUAGAAGGCCUAGACUCUGCUUCUGGUACACUCAAACAGGUUCUGGUGGAUUCUGUGAUUAACACUUACAAGCAUGUCAGUAAUUCUCUUUCUAUGCUUUCUAAGCAAGGAAUUGAGGCUCCUCUCAAAGGACAGAAGAACACGGACCAUGUGGAAGAAUACGGAGUUCUUGUUGUGGCUGCAGAUGGAACUGGGAACUUCAGCACAAUCACAGAAGCAAUAGCCUUUGCUCCAAAUAAUAGCAUGUACAGGACAGUGAUCUAUGUGAAAGAAGGGAUUUACCAGGAAAAUGUGGAGAUCCCAAGUUAUAAGACUAACAUUGUGAUGCUUGGAGAUGGAAGUGAUGUCACUGUCAUUACUGGUAACAGGAGCGUUGGUGAUGGCUGGACCACUUUCAGAUCUGCAACUCUAGCUGUGUCUGGUGAUGGGUUUCUAGCAAGAGAUAUAGCGAUUGAGAACAGGGCAGGGCCAGAGAAGCAUCAAGCAGUUGCAUUGAGAGUGAAUGCAGACUUGACUGCAUUUUACAAGUGUGCAAUUUCUGGUUAUCAAGACACUCUUUAUGUUCACUCCUUUAGACAAUUCUACAGAGAGUGUGACAUUUAUGGGACCAUAGACUUCAUAUUUGGAAAUGCAGCAGUGGUUUUCCAAGAAUGUGACAUUGUAUCCAGAACCCCAUUGCCUGGCCAAUUCACUGUGAUCACAGCACAAGGGAGAGAUAAUCCAGAUGAAGAUACUGGCAUCUCAUUCCAAAACUGCUCAGUUUUAGCGACGGAGGAUCUUUACUCCAACUCUAGCAGCUUCAAAAGCUACCUUGGGAGGCCAUGGAGGAACUACUCACGCACUGUUUACCUUGAGUCCUACAUUGAUGACUUUAUUGACAAAAGGGGUUGGACCAAGUGGUCUUCUAAUGAUCAAGGAUUGGAGUUGGACACACUGUAUUAUGGAGAGUAUGAGAAUUAUGGACCUGGUUCAGGGGCAGAUGGUCGUGUGCAAUGGCUUGGGUACCAUUUCAUGGAUUACAAUGAUGCCUUUAAUUUCACUGUCUCAGAGUUCAUUUCUGGAGAUGCUUGGCUUGGGUCUACUUCCUUUCCUUAUGAUGAUGGGAUUUGAUUAAUUUAACUUUAGUUUGUUACAUUUCUUACUAAUGUCACCUUCCUCAACCAGGAGAAAAAAAAAUGUAAAAUAAAAAUUGUUCUCUCCAAAAUUGUCACCUUUCUCAACUUAGGACUAAGACACCGAGCCUAGUUCCCAGAGUUAGGGUUAGAGUGAAGUUGUUGAUUUGUCUUUUUCUUUCUUUUAUUCACUACUUGUGUAGUUAUUUGGCAAAAUGGAAUCGAAGGACUGCGCACUUAGCGUAAUU